UGUGAAGACUCCUCCUCUCAGUUUAUGUCAUCACGACAAUAUGCCGGAUGGAAAUGGGUAAAGUACCUCUAUUUACAGGCCGAGGAGGAAACUGUGACCUCUCAGUUGCUCUGAAAACGCAGCAGGAGUGUUGGAGGAAGUCAGAAGUCGUCCACAAGGAGACACAGAGGUGUGGCAUACGCUGGACCGACACGUGGAUCCAUUUACAUUUAUAACUGAUUGAUUAACCAUUAUGAUGUAGCCAAAGCAUACAGUACCCUCUCACCUAUUCUGCUGGUGGAAGAAGAUGGCCACUGCAGCUGAAGACCCCCAUUUGGGCUCAGGCCCCAGUGAGGACGACGAGUCUCUGUCGGGGAGCGAAUCGGAUUCAGACAGCAUCCUCUCUGAUGACUCGGUGCUUCCAGACUACACGCCGGAGACAACAAACGGGCGCGCAGCAUCAACACUGUAUCAAGCAUGCGCCCGUAAUGAAAUCGUCUCUCUGCGGAAAGUUCUGGAGAGAGGGGUCACAAAAGAGGAGGUCAUGGAGCUGGACAUCAAUGGUUGGAAUGGAUUGAUGGUGGCUUGCUGCAAAGGUUUUGUGGAUGUUGUAUAUGGGCUUCAUGGCUGUCCCUUUAUAGACAUAAACCACCAAGACAAUGAAGGCAACACUGCUCUGAUGAUUGCAUCCCAGGCAGGUCAUGUCAACACAGUCAUGUACCUCCUAAACUACUAUUCUGGCAUAGACACUGAAAUAAGGGAUUGCAGAGGUUUCACAGCACUCAUCAAAGCAGCUAUGACCGGUCGCAAUGACGUCAUGGCUGCCCUCAUUAUGGCUGGUGCUGACAUACAUGCAGUAGACUCCACAAAAGGAAAAUGUGCUCGAGACUGGGCAUUGAAAACAGGUCGCUAUGAGACCCUGCAUCGUCUCCGCCGCCUCAAAAUGCGGCCAAAAGCUGAGCAGUUCUGUGAGAGUUAUGUUCCUGAGUGGCCUGAGCUCAAAGAGAGGGUAGCUAUUGCCACAGCUGCGAAAAGCACCAGGGAAAAAAUUACCCAGAGGAUCAAAAACACAUUUGGAUUCAGAUUUCCUCGUGACCCCGAGGACAAUGGGUGCUUGGACCACAUGGUGCGUAUUACCACCAGCGUCCACAGUCCCCUAAUUUCAACUGGAUGCCGUCCCCUCUGCCCUACGACCCCCCCUGAAGUGGGGAAAAGGCGUCUAGCUGUGCCAGAGCUGGUGAAGAAACACCCAGAUAAGCAAUUAGAAGAGAGCUCUGUGUGCCACAGCAAUGGCUCUGUAUCACACAUCAUUCCCACCAUCCACUCUGCAGAGUCCAUCGCUACGACGUGCUGUGCUGAGACUGAGCGACGAGGCAGCAUCCUCUCCUUGGCUUCCACCAAAGUUGCUACGACAUUUAUUCCCCGCAGUAUGGCGAGAAGGAACAGCGUGUUCCCCUCGGGCUGCAUCCCUAAGAUCAACGUCAGCAGGCCUUCAGAGGCAACACCAAAGAAAGAAAAGAAGAAGAAGAAGAUGGAAAAGGGCUUCCUGGAACCACCCAAGUGGAAGUACAAGGAGAUCAAGGAUGAGAAAAAGAAGGAGAAGAAGAAAGCUGAGAAAGAAAAGGCAGAGAAAGAGAAAAAGGAGAAAAGAAAAGAAAAAAAUGACAAGAAGGCUAAAAACUAAGAGUUUCAAAGAAGGGAUGUUCUGCUGUAUGAGUAUUAUCCCUUUUGAAAGCAAUAUGCUUUUUUAAAAUAUGUUGAACUCAGGGCUUGAAAUGUUUAAAUAUCCUGAAAAUAUUCAUCAGAUACUGAACCUAUAACCUGAAUUAAAAAUAGGUGAUAUUUUUCUUCUCAAACCUGAAUGACAGACUGAAUGACUCUUUGGUGGGAGUUCUCUCUAAAAGCUGAGAAAUAUUACAUAUAUUUUGACUUAGGAUAAAAAAGUUUAUUUUUCCAUGAAUA
This is a messenger RNA of Scatophagus argus, 1941 nucleotides long. RefSeq names its product ankyrin repeat domain 33Ab (gene ankrd33ab). The record is from RefSeq and is a predicted model, not a curated record. The transcript is spliced from 5 exons. Gene Ontology annotation, molecular function: protein binding. NCBI's taxonomy places the organism in Eukaryota, Metazoa, Chordata, Actinopteri, Scatophagidae. The coding region runs from base 287 to 1663 and encodes 458 amino acids.